Messenger RNA from Penicillium roqueforti, 1506 nucleotides. Its product is annotated as transcriptional regulator family TF. The record is from RefSeq and is a predicted model, not a curated record. NCBI's taxonomy places the organism in Eukaryota, Fungi, Ascomycota, Eurotiomycetes, Eurotiales, Aspergillaceae. Gene Ontology annotation, cellular component: nucleus. The transcript has 5 exons. Bases 1 to 1506 code for a protein of 501 amino acids. Gene Ontology annotation, biological process: regulation of DNA-templated transcription; DNA-templated transcription. Gene Ontology annotation, molecular function: DNA binding; zinc ion binding; DNA-binding transcription factor activity, RNA polymerase II-specific.
AUGUCAGACCAGGCUACCAAUGACCCCAUCCGUGCCCAGCGGGCAUGCUACUUCUGUCAUAAACGCAAGAUCAAAUGCAAUAGGGAAACGCCCGAGUGUUCCGCCUGCAAACGACACCAGAGGGUCUGCUCGUACAAAAACAACACACUUGAUCUAAUAAGUGAUCAGAAUACCACUUCCUCCACCGCAAUUACCGUUGAGGAGCCACCUGCGCUGCAGCCCGGGCAGAGUCCUCGAGAUCGGACCAGUGUGGCCUGUCGUUUCUUAGACCAUGAAGUCUUCCAACGAAGUAAAGCACGGUUAUCAAUUCUCCCUGUCCCCAAUUUAAUCCCGAGUUACGUGAGACCAUUUAUGGGUGAUAAUACUGGCCUACAACGAAUAGCAACUCGCUAUUACCAGUGUGUUCAUCCAUGGCUGCCAAUCAUAUCAAAACGGAAGGUUUACGAUCAAUUGCUGAAUCCGCUGUCGCCCCUGCGGACUGAUGCUGUUUUCUUGUGUCUAUGUAUGGAUCUUUUCAGCCCUCUUCAAAACGACAACCCGUGGACCCCAUUGUACUCUACUAUAAGGCGGCUGUUUACUGAGAUGCAAGUUGCCGGUAUUCUUUCCAUGGAGACACUACAGGGUUGUAUUCUCCUCGCGGUUUAUGAGAUUGGCCACGCUAUGUAUCCUGCCGUGCAGGUAUCAAUAGGUCUCUGCCUGAAAUAUUCUCUUGCAUUAGGUAUCGGUUGGACUAGCUCGGUAGAUGGUCCUAUUAGUGAUACACCAUGGGUUGAAGCGGAAGAGAGGAGAAGAACCUGGUGGGCUAUCUUCAUGCUUGAGCGAAUUGCGAACCUAGGAAACCCCCGACAGGAGUUGCUUGUUUCCGAGCCCGCUUUAACAGAACAGCUUCCUUGCCAGGAGAAGGAAUGGGACUACGGAGGAUACAAAAAUGUGUUCUCCACAUUGUCGGCUCCUCCCGAGUCACUCGGACGCUACGCAAACGUCGUGCAAGCUGGCUAUCUCCUUGGCCGCGUCCUUCUCCAUGACCUUUAUAUGUCGAUUGACAUUGAACUUCGAAAGGAAGAGGUUAGCCAGCUGGAGAAGACCCUUCACGCGUUAAUCUCGUAUUCAGAGUCUAAUGCGGGCACGACUUAUUCCAUUAUAUGCUACCAAACUGCAAUCUCAUUUUGCGCCCUCCUAACGCUUUAUGCCCCAUAUCUUUCUCAUGAGGAACCGAAUCUUCGUGAACGUGCAAACGCUGUUUCUAAUGAUGCUGCCUCCUUCGCACUAGCCGUAGCUGAAGAAUAUAUGGAGACGGAGAGCGUGGAUCUAACCCACGGUGAUAUCCCGCCAUUUGUAUUGCAUUGGUUUUAUUUGGCAGGGGUAAGAUUCAUUGUUACAAGUCAAUUGAGGGGCUUGGGUGUCAUAGAAACAGCAUUGGAAAAACUCAACGCGAAAUGGAAAUCUGCUGGGAUAUAUUUGGAACUUCUAGCGGCACGACGAAUCAUGGACUCUAUCCCAACCUAG